This is a messenger RNA of Cornus florida, 2448 nucleotides long. RefSeq names its product exocyst complex component EXO70H1-like. Gene Ontology annotation, molecular function: phosphatidylinositol-4,5-bisphosphate binding. The coding region runs from base 245 to 2197 and encodes 650 amino acids. The record is from RefSeq and is a predicted model, not a curated record. Gene Ontology annotation, biological process: exocytosis. NCBI's taxonomy places the organism in Eukaryota, Viridiplantae, Streptophyta, Magnoliopsida, Cornales, Cornaceae. The transcript has a single exon. Gene Ontology annotation, cellular component: exocyst.
UUUUGAUCGUCAUUGUCAAUCGUCCAAUACUACACGUAAUCAUCCAUUUAACCUGACAUGUAUACAGCUAACUGAGUCAGUCAGUCAAUCACUAUAAGGUCCCACAUGCCAAGUCAACUCUCGCUUCCCCUAAUGGAAACUACAGCUUUCCCUCCUCUAUUUAAACUCAGCCCCACAAACUCUCACCAAUAUUCACAAAGAACUCUGCAAUCUUUGAGUUCUCUUGUGCAUCAGAUAACUUAAAAUGGGAGUUAUUGAAAACCCUAAAAGAGAGAUAUCGCCGAUGACCCACCAACGAGUACCCACUCCAUUCUCUUUCUCUAAAACCUCGAGUUCACUCUCUUCGUUCUCUUCUUCGUUUCCAGUACCUAAAAUUCCUUCCUCACCUCUCCACACCUUAUCUGAAGCCAUGAUGGAAGAGAACAUCAAAAACGCCGAGACCAUGAUCAUGAAAUGGGAUCCGAACUCUGCUUCAUACCAUAAAUUCGUUUAUCUUUUUCAAGAUAACCGGAAAGAAGCCAAAGCGUUCCUCAAAUGCGUCAAGGACCUGCGAAGGACCAUGCAUUUCUUGAUCUCAGAGGAUUCAGGUUCUGACAAGCUCUCACUCCCGCAAAGGUUGAUGCAAAUAGCCAUGAAACGCCUCGAGAAGGAGUUUUAUCAGCUCUUGACAGUCAAUCGCCAGUAUCUCGAACCUGAAUCAGUUUCUAGCCGAUCAUCACGCAUGUCAGGACAGUCACGAUCGAGCAACUCUGAUGAUGAAGCUGAUGUUGGAUCAGAUGAGGAGGUUCAGACAGCAAGUGAAUCGAUAUCUGAGGUUGAACGGCUCUCAGAGCUUGCCAUGUCUGAUCUUAAAUCAAUUGCUUAUUGUAUGAUCAGCUCUGGUUAUGGCAAAGAGUGUGUGAAGAUAUAUACAAUCAUUCGAAAGUCGAUUGUCGAUGAAGCACUGUACCGUCUUGGGAUUGAAAGGUACAGCUCUUCCAAAGUCAACAAGAUGAACUCAGACGUCCUGGAGAAGCACACCAAGAAUUGGCUGAAUGUGGUGAAGAUCGCCAUGAAAACACUCUUCCACGGCGAAAAGUUUCUCUGCGAUCAUGUGUUUUCUGCAUCCGAUUUGAUCAGAGAAUCCUGUUUCAGCCACAUAGUGAAAGAAGGAGCUAUCAAUUUAUUCAAGUUUCCAGAACUUGUAUCGAAGAGUAAAAGAUCACCAGAGAAACUUUUCAGGCUUAUAGACUUGUACGAUUCAAUCUCUGAUCUCUGGCUGGAGAUUGAAUCAGUCUUCUCAUUUGAAUCCAUCUCCAAAGUUAAAUUACAAGCUAACAACUCAUACCUUAAACUUGGUGAUGCGGUCAGAACAACUCUAUUGGAAUUUGAGUCAUCGAUCCAAAAGAACUCGUUGAAAACAGCGAUUCCAGGUGGCGGAAUUCAUCCGCUGACAGUAUCUGUGAUGAAUUACAUAUCUUUACUUGCCAAUUGUAGUGGGGUCCUCACUGACAUUAUCGCCGAUUCAACAUCGCUGACACAAUCACCGCUGCCGGAGUCGUAUUUCGACAGUCCAAAUUGUGAUGAGAAUCCGACAUCAUCCAUGUCCUUACGUCUCGCCUGGAUCAUACUUGUUCUUCUUUGCAAACUUGACAGCAAAGCCGAGCUCUACAAUGACAUAGCUUUGACAUAUCUCUUUCUCGCCAACAAUCUUCAAUUCAUUAUUGAGAAGGUCCGCACAACCAACCUCAAGUACCUGCUAGGCGAUUACUGGGUUUUAAAGCAUGAAAACAAGGUGAAGCUGUAUGCAGCAAAUUAUGAAACAAUGGCAUGGAGUAAGGUGUAUCAGUCCCUCCCAGAAAAUUUAACUACAGCAAUGUCACCGGAGACAGUGAAGAUGUGUUUUAUCCAAUUCAAUUCAGCUUUUGAUGAGGCAUAUCGGAAACAGACAUCAUGGGUUGUACCAGAGAGGAAGCUAAGGGAUGAGAUAAAAGUAUCAAUUGCAAAUAAGCUUGUGCCUGCAUAUACCGGGUUUUAUGAUACAUACUUGCUGACUUUGAGUGGGGAGAAGAGUAUUGAGGUGUUGGUGAGGUAUUCGCCAGAUAAUUUGGGGAAUUAUUUGUCAGAUUUGUUCCAUGGAACUUCCAUUUCAGGGAGUAGGAGUUCGUCGUCAUCAUUCUCGUCAUCACAUUCGCGUGUAUCACGAUGUAUUCCCUAGGUGUUACAAUACAAUAAGACACCAAGGUUUACAGUUUUCAUGGGCAGUACUUCAGCUAUGUUUCAAAUUUCAUAUCCAUAUACUCCUUUUCUUUUGGAGUUAAUUACAUCUCUUUCUGUAUAGAAGCCAGUGGGUUGUUAUGCAGGGAAAGAAAACACUAGUAAUUAUUUCAAACUGUUAUCUAUCAUCAACGUGGUUCAUUGUUUUUACUUAGCCUAGUUUUAAAUCUCGGAAAAUAAUUUAAAGGAGUA